CUAACAUACGUACACUUGUGAUUGUGUGUAUAUACAAUAUGUAUGGAUAUACUUUUUAGUCUUUUUCUAAAAGGGCACUGAAUCAACCACUGGCUGACCUCCAAUUCAAUGUACAUACACACACACACACAUAUAUAUAUAUAGAUUCAAUAUUUAUAUUGUGUAUAUACACGUAUAUGAAACCGAUGAUGCAGGGCAAAGCGUGAUUUGAUGAUCUUGAAAGUCUCAUUUUGCUUUUGCUUCUCUCCGUUUCUGUAUUUAACUUCAUAAUUUCCUAUACACCCAUCUAUCUUCUUCCCUAUCUAACACCACUGCAGAGAGAGAGAGAGAGAGAGAGAGAGAGAGAGAGAGAGAGAGAGAGAGAGGGAGGUCACUUUCUCUGCUCACUCGUCUCAAGAAUCUGGGUUUUGGGAUUUUAUUGAAUCUCUUUCCAUUUCUUGAAAUGGUCCAAUCUCCGUAGUGUUCCCUUUUGAUCUCUCUGGGCACUGAAAGAUAUAAAAAACUAUACAAAGAUGGAAGUUUUCGCAACGAAGACAAGAUGGGUCUGCAGCAAUAACAUCACCCAAGUUGUUCAUAUUCUUCUUCUUCUUCUUCUUCUUCUUCUUCUUAGUCUCUUUGUGAACCCGAGGGUUACUUGUGUCUACGCCGUGAACUACACAAAGUACAGACAAGUUAGCAGUUUGAGACUCGAGAGGAUCCAUGAGCACUUGAACAACAUCAACAAGCCUCCUGUCCUAACCAUUCAGAGUGCGGAUGGAGACAUUAUAGAUUGUGUGCAUAAGAGAAAGCAACCUGCUUUCGAUCACCCUCUCUUACACCAUCACAAGAUUCAGAAAGCGCCGUCAAAAAUGCCGAAGAUGAGAGAGAAGGAGAGACGAGCUAACGUAACGGAAGGUGCAUGGCAAAUGUGGCACGUGAACGUGACAAGGUGUCCGAAGGGUACUGUUCCCAUACGACGCAGCACACUGCAUGAUGUUCUCAGAGCCAACUCUUUGUUUGACUUUGGCAAGAAGUCCCGUAGAGUUGACCUUAAUCGACGGUCACAAAUCUCCGACGUCAUCGGCACCAACGGACAUGAGCAUGCGAUCGCGUACACGGAUACGACGGAGGAGAUAUACGGAGCGAAGGCCACUAUGAAUGUGUGGGACCCAUCGAUACAGGAAGUGAAUGAGUUCAGUCUCUCUCAGAUUUGGCUUCUGUCCGGAUCUUUCGACGGUUCCGAUCUCAAUAGCGUCGAAGCUGGUUGGCAGGUCAGUCCGGAGCUGUACGGUGACAGCAGGCCUAGACUGUUCACCUAUUGGACGAGUGAUUCAUAUCAAGCAACAGGGUGCUACAAUCUUCUGUGCGCUGGAUUUGUACAAACUAAUGACAGAAUUGCCAUUGGAGCUGCCAUUUCUCCCGUCUCUACCUUCAAAGGCAGCCAAUUCGACAUCUCCAUCCUCAUUUUUAAGGAUCCAAAGCAAGGGAACUGGUGGUUAGGCUUUGGAGACAACACAUUGGUAGGUUACUGGCCCUCGGAGCUAUUCACGCACUUAAGCGACCACGCCACGAUGGUCGAGUGGGGCGGAGAGGUCGUGAACUCACGAGCCGCCGGGAGGCACACCACCACCCAGAUGGGCUCCGGUCGCUUCGCCGACCAAGGCUUCGGCCAAGCCUCUUACUUCCGAGACCUCGAGAUCGUCGAUCCCGACAACGCCCUCGUCCCUGUCCGAGACAUCAAGACUGUGGCCGAGAACACAGACUGUUACAGCAUCGAGAGCUUUCACAGCAAUGAGUGGGGCACUUACUUUUACUAUGGUGGACCCGGGUUUAACCCUAGGUGCACUUAGACCAAAAGAGAUUUUCUACUUGGAAUUGUCAUUAGAUGUGUGUAGAUAUUUUGGGUAGAAGAAUGAGAAAGGGCGAAUGUUAACGUGACAUUGAAACGUCUGCAGAAAUUCAGGAUUUAAUGAGAACCACAUUUAUUGGUUCGAA
Molecule: messenger RNA, 1974 nt
Organism: Tarenaya hassleriana
Lineage: Eukaryota; Viridiplantae; Streptophyta; Magnoliopsida; Brassicales; Cleomaceae
Exons: 7
Coding region: 513-1829 (438 amino acids)
Source: RefSeq, a predicted model, not a curated record